AUGAUAACAUUAUUGCAACGACAGUUGCAUUUAGCGCUUGGCAUUUUAUGCUUUGUGACGUCAGCAAUCACGUGUCCACAUGAUGACGUUACUCUAUCGCGAUGGAGUGAUGUAUCUACCUGGCCUAACAAUAAGCUUCCAGAAGCUGGGGCUAACGUCAGUAUAACUGGCGAUGUACUCUUGGACAUGUCACCUCCCGCAUUUUUUGGAGUAACGGUUGAAACAAACGCCAAACUCGUGUGGAGUCCGGGGGGAGAUUUCCAGUUGAUUACAAACUUCAUCCACUUAAAAGGAGCACUCCACAUUGGUUCUGAGACCUGUCCAUUCCAGGCAAAUGCUCGGAUUUCUUUGACAGGUGAUCGUCAAGAGUAUACGGUACCGAAGUUUGGUCAAAAAUUCGUGGGAGUGGACAACGGGGGAACGCUGGAAAUCCACGGGAAGAAGAAGCUGUCGUGGACCAAGUUAACUCGUACGGUUCCUCGACUACAGAAGACCAAUGGACUGGUCUUUUCCUCGACCUCUGACCAACCAAUAGGACACCAUCAAGAAGGAAUGGCCAUUUACACGUUUAAUUCUAAUGGCGGACUCAACAGUUUUAAGAUGUUUUCCACUAGUGGAGUAUCAAAAGCAGCUGCGGAUUUGGCUGUUGGCGAUAUCGUCUCCCACCUGUCUGGUAUCCCCGAUGGCAAAGUUGUCCUGAUUGGGGUCCAGUACACUAUGUUAUCGGACCAAAAUCAGGUAGACUUCUCUGCUGUCUUCGACGCUAUUGAGACAGUUGCUGGUAUUUCGCAAGGUCAAGGUCAAAUAAGACGUAUUGGAAGAUUCGACGCUUACGCUCUUGCUACUGUUAAAGGGGAUGCCUCAAAAACAAUGGAGACGUUGAGCCCUGUUCAACACUACCACCAAAGAGCUGAGGCCAGGGUGGACGUUAACGAUCUCGUGAUGGUAGCAAUAAGCAAAACUACAUCAAAACAAAUCAAAUUCUGGGAAAAUCACAGAGUUGAGUUUAAGGUCGUGAGAAAAUCAAAUGCCGCUAUCAUUUUGGACUUGAUUGAUGAUGUCAGCUCCUGGGAUGAAGGUGACCGCUUGUUGCUGACCUCAACUGAUUAUGAUAUGGAAAAAGCUGAGGUGGCCACCAUUGUCAAAUGUACAACUUGCACCAGUACGCAAGUUAAGGUGUCGUUCCUUCCACAAUUCAUGCACUACGGUGAAGUUGAAUAUAACGUUGAUAUGAGAGGCGAAGUGGCCCUACUGUCUCGAAAUAUCGUUAUAGAAGGCGUUAUGAACGCAUUUUGCCCUUCUGUAAACGGUAACUGCAACGACUACGCCUACGAUACAUUUGGUGGUCACGUAAAGGCCGUUAUAGGAUUUAAGGACGUACAUAUUGAAGGAGCAGAAUUUUACCACCUAGGCAAACAGACAGACCUAGGUCACUAUCCCAUUCAUUUUCACAUGUGUGAGGACGUGGAUGGUUCACACUAUCCCAAUCCUCCCUACUUGCGGGAAAACUCUAUCCAUCACACCUUCGCGAGAUGUAUAACAAUCCAUGGAACACACGGUGUCACGGUUAUGGACAAUGUCGGAUACGAAUCUCUCGGUCAUUGCUUUUUCCUUGAGGAUGGUGGGGAGAAGAGGACCGUGUUUGAUGGCAAUCUCGGGGCCAGCACCAGGACCGGCAAGCUUAUACCUUCUGAUAGCCAAGCAACCACGUUUUGGAUCACGAAUCCCAAUACAGUAGUAAGGAACAAUGUCGCCGCCGGAAGUAAGGCCAAGGGAUAUUGGUUUAUCUACCCAGAUAUCCCACUCGCUGGGUCCGCUACCAAAGGUUUCAUGCAAAGGAAUGAGGCCCGUCAUACAGCCAUUAUGGAGUUCUAUAACAAUGUCGCUCAUUCAAAUAAGAUUGGACUUUUUGUGGAUGACCGACUGGACGAAAAUACUGGCCAAAUCAUUGCAGACAAUUUUUACCAUCCAAGGGAAAAUCCGUUCGAUGAUAAAUCUGCCGACAAACAUGUAAUUAUCGAAAGACUCACUG
Messenger RNA from Ylistrum balloti, 2032 nucleotides. RefSeq names its product cell surface hyaluronidase-like. The record is from RefSeq and is a predicted model, not a curated record. The transcript is spliced from 14 exons. The annotation marks the transcript as partial. Lineage: Eukaryota; Metazoa; Mollusca; Bivalvia; Pectinida; Pectinidae.